Messenger RNA from Cutaneotrichosporon oleaginosum, 1380 nucleotides. RefSeq lists its product as uncharacterized. Gene Ontology annotation, cellular component: cytoplasm. NCBI's taxonomy places the organism in Eukaryota, Fungi, Basidiomycota, Tremellomycetes, Trichosporonales, Trichosporonaceae. The record is from RefSeq and is a predicted model, not a curated record. Gene Ontology annotation, molecular function: aldehyde dehydrogenase (NAD+) activity. Gene Ontology annotation, biological process: aldehyde metabolic process.
AUGUCGGACAUCGUCAAGCACGUCGACACCCCGCUCGCCGACAUUGACGAGGCGUACGAUCGCCUCCAGGCCACGUUCGCGAGCCACAAGACGCUCUCGCUCGCGUUCCGUACCUACAACCUCAAGCAGCUUGCGUAUCUCAUGCAGGACAAUGUUGAGCGCUUCCAGACUGCCCUCGCGUCCGACCUUCAGAAGAAGCCGUUCGACGUCGAACUUUCGGAAGUCUGGCCCGCACUGGGUGACAUCGAUCUUGCAAUUAAGCGUCUUCCUGAGUGGAUGGCCGACGAGAGCAAGUCGAAGGACGCGACUGGUUCCUUCAAGCUUGCUCGGCCUCGUGUCGUCAAGCAGCCCAAGGGCGUCUCACUGAUCAUCGGAGCUUGGAACUUCCCCGUGCUUCUCUGCAUCUGCCCACUGAUCGCUGCCAUUUCAGCCGGCUGUCCUGCCAUCAUCAAGGGAUCAGAGCACGCCCCAGCUGCAUCCGCCCUCCUCGCAGAGCUCAUCCCGAAGUACCUUGACCCUAAUGCCUACGCAUUUGUUACCGGCGGCCCGGAGCAGGCUACUGCCCUCCUCCAGAAGCGCUGGGGCCACAUCCUGUACACGGGCUCGGGUCAGGUCGGCAAGAUCGUCGCCACGGCCGCUGCGCAGACCCUCACUUCAACCACUCUCGAGCUCGGCGGCAAGAGCCCAGUUGUUGUCUCUGCGGACGCCGACAUUGGCAUCACCGCGCGCCGUAUGCUCAGCAUGAAGCAGCUGAAUGCCGGCCAGGUGUGCGUUUCACCCGAUUAUGUUCUCUGCGCCAAGGAGCGCGUUGACGAGCUGAUCUCGACCAUGAAGGCCACUCUUGACGAGUUCUACCCCGCCGGUAGCGCGCGCUCGCUCGUUGGUGACAGCUUCGAGUUCGCGUCUGGAAUCCGCAACGCGCGCGACUACGAGCGCCUCACGAAGAUUGUGGAGCAGGCCGAUGAGGAGGGCAAGCUCGUCUACCGCGGUGAGACGGACGUGUCGCGCAACCGCAUGGGCAUCAACCUCGUGCGCCUCAACCUCAACGGCGAGGGCGAGACCAGCACCCUUGUCACCGACGAGAUUUUCGGCCCCAUCAUCCCCAUCAUUCCCGUUGAUGACGUUGACGCCGCUAUCCGGUACAUUAACGCGCGCCCGACUCCACUCUCGCUCUACGUCUGCUCCAGCAGCCGCAAGGUCUUCCUCAAGGUCAUCGAGAACACGAUCUCUGGCUCUGCCAUCUGGAACGACUUCUGCCUGUCGCCUGUCGCACGCACUCUGCCCUUCGGCGGUGUCGGCGAGUCUGGCUGGGGCAGCUACCACGGCUACUACGGCUUCCUCGCCUUCUCGCACCAGAAGGGUGACUUUGCAAUUGCAUAA